This is a messenger RNA of Macroventuria anomochaeta, 562 nucleotides long. RefSeq lists its product as uncharacterized. The annotation marks the transcript as partial. The record is from RefSeq and is a predicted model, not a curated record. The transcript has 2 exons. NCBI's taxonomy places the organism in Eukaryota, Fungi, Ascomycota, Dothideomycetes, Pleosporales, Didymellaceae.
GUGGCGGCCCCCAAGCCAGCACCUCUGGUCUGGAUUAACGGCUUCCUUGGCAGCGGCAAGCUAACAAUCGCUCGCAGUCUCACAACACUUCUUCCAUCCAUGAUUCUAAUAGACAACCACAAACUCAUCGACCCCGUGGAAGCGCACUUCCCGCAGACCCACCCAGACUACUAGAAAGAACAGCAUUUGUAUCGCCAACGCGUAUUUAGAGAAGUUGUCAGCGACCUGGACAAGCUAUCGCAGGUCGUGGUGUUUACAGAUCUCCAAACAAACAAUGAACUAGAACGCAGCGUCGCCGCAGAAUACCAGAACGCCGCAGUCCAAGCUGAACGACCUUUCCUCCCUAUAUACAUAACCUGCGAUGUUGAUGAAAAUGUUAGAAGGGUUGCGAGUGAUGAGCGUGUGAAUGGCGGGACUGGGAAGCCUACGGAUCCGGAGUUGCUUAGGGAGUUGAGAGAGAGUUGUUUGCUGUUUAGAUUUGAGGGAGGUGAGGGGUUGGAUGUGGAUACGACGGGGAAGGAGCUUUUUUUUUGGGAGGGGGGGAAUACUGCGGUUUAUCAGG